AUGUUUGGCAAUGAAGUUGCAGCUGGAAUGGGAGGGAGGGCCACCUUAGGAAUUGUGGGCAUAGUUGGCAAUGUGGGCUUUGGCAAAGGUGGAAGAUUUGUUGGUAAUGUUGGCAAAGGAGUACUUGAUAAUGGUGGCAAUGUGGUAGGCAAAUUUGGCAGGGUUGUACCAGGCAAUGUUGGUAUUGCUGGUAUCACUGGUGGGGAAGUUUGCAAUAGUUGGCGAGCCGCCUGGCUUUCUUGGAUGCUCGAAAAUGAUAAAGCAAUGAGGAAAGCUAGAAAGAAGCAAACAUUGGAAGAAUUGGAUGGCGGUGGUGAGAAGAAAGGAAUUGAAGGAAAUGAAGUUGGGAUAUUAGUUGGGAUUGGAGGAAUUGUGGAUGGAAUAUUUGGCAAUGAAGUUGCAGCUGGAAUGGGAGGGAGGGCCACCUUCGGAACUGCGGGCAUAGUUGGCAAAGAUGGAAGAUUUGUUGGUAAUGUUGGCAAAGGAGUACUUGACAAUGGUGGCAAUGUGGUAGGCAAAUUUGGCAGGGUUGUACCAGGCAAUGUUGGUAUUGCUGGUAUCACUGGUGGGGAAGUUUGCAAUAGUCGGCGAGCGGCCUGGCUUUCUUGGAUGCUCGAAAAUGAUAAAGCAAUGAGCAAAGACAGAAAGAAGCAGACAUUGGAAGAAGUAGCCAUUUUGAGUACUUGGAUUGAAUACCGCAGAAGGAAGAAGCUCGAAAUUGGAUUUUUGGAUGGUGGAGGUGAGAAGAAAGGAAUUGAAGGAAUUGACGUUGGGAGAUUAGUUGGGAUUGAAGGGAUUGUGAAUGGGAUGUUUGGCAAUGAAGUUGCAGCUGGUAUGGGAGGGAGGGCACCCAGAGGAAUUGUGGGAACUGUUGGCAAUGCGGGGUUUGGCAAGGAUGGAACAUUUGUGGGUAAUGUUGGCAGAGGAGUGGUUGGCAAUGGUGGCAAUGCUGCUGCUCCGGUGGGCAAGUUUGGCAGGGUGGGCAACGUCGGUAUUGUUGGUUGUGAGGUUUGUAAAAGCUGGCGAGCCGCCUCGGUUACAUGAAUGCUUGGAAAUGACAAAGCAAUGAUCAGAGAUAGAAAGAUGCAAAGGUUAGAAAAAGAAGAAGAAGCCAUGCUGAUUGAUUGAUGCAGAAGAUCGAAGCUCCGCUUUGAGUUUCCAAGGUA
This is a messenger RNA of Coffea arabica (coffee), 1166 nucleotides long. NCBI's taxonomy places the organism in Eukaryota, Viridiplantae, Streptophyta, Magnoliopsida, Gentianales, Rubiaceae. The record is from RefSeq and is a predicted model, not a curated record.